Molecule: messenger RNA, 894 nt
Organism: Acanthosepion pharaonis
Lineage: Eukaryota; Metazoa; Mollusca; Cephalopoda; Sepiida; Sepiidae
Source: the annotation of a GenBank genome assembly
AUGGGAGUUUUUAUUCAUUCGUCUGUAACAACUCCCUCUCUCUCUUUCUGUCUCUCUUUCUGCCUCUCUCUUUCUCUCUUUCUUUUUCUCUCUCUCUCUCUUUCUCUCUCUCAGACAUACACACAGUUUGAUUACUUGCGUGCCAUUUUCUUUUUUUGUCGCAAAAACUCCACUCGUGAGAUUUGGGGCGAAGGCGUGAUUUUUUGUCUCCUCUUUCUCUCUCUUUUUCUCUUUCUCUCUCUUUCUUUUUUCUCUCUCCUCUCUCUCUCUCUCUCUCUCUGUUAUCUCUUCGAUGGACUCUGUCACACUCUAUUUUUCCAUUCAUUCGCCUGUAACACUUCUUUCUUUCUUCUUUCUUUCUUUGUUCGUUUCUUUCUUUCUUUUUUCUUUCUUUCUUUCUCUCUCUCUCUCUCUCUCUCACACACACACACACAGAACUGCCUUUUGCUACUGCAGUUCGUGGAGCAUUUAAGGUACGUCUUCUGCCAGCUUCUUCUUGAGCUUCAGACUGCCUUUGCUACUGCAGUUCGUGGAGCAUUUAAGGUAAGUCUUUUGCCAGACUUCUUCUUGAGCUUGGAGCAGACUGCCUUUGCUACUGCAGUUCGUGGAGCAUUUAAGACUGCCUUUGCUACUGCAGUUCGUGGAGCAUUUAAGGUACGUCUUUGCCAGCUUCUUCUUGAGCUUCAGACUGCCUUUGCUACUGCAGUUCGUGGAGCAUUUAAGGUUAGUCUUUGUCAGCUUCUUCUUGAGCUUCAGACUGCCUUUGCUACUGCAGUUCGUGGAGCAUUUAAGGUACGUCUUCUUGAGCUCAGACUUCUUCUUGAGCUUCAGACUGCCUUUGCUACUGCAGUUCGUGGAGCAUUUAAGGUACGUCUUCUGUCAGCUUCUUCUUGA